AUGAGCGCUUUGUGUUCCUGCGGCGCGAGGACGUUGAGUGCGACGACGAAUGAGAAGAACGUCGCGUCGCAGAAAAAAGCGUCGCUUUUUGCUCGCACGAACAGUCAGCAUUUUCUAAAACAACAACAACAAAGAAGAAGAAGACAACGAAACGAUGCGUUCUGCGUUCGCGCGGAAAGUAGCGGAGAAGAAGAACGCGAUGAUCGUCAUCGGGUGGUCGCGACGACGACGACGGAGAGAGAAGGAGGCGCAUCGUCAUCUUCCGGAAGAAGAACGUCCUCCCAAACAACAUCAGACGACAACACGAAAAGAACAACGAUAAAGAAGAAGAAAAAAAACGAAAUCAUCCCUCUCUUUUGCCGUCUCGCCCCGGAUGCGAUAUCCAUCACAAACUUCCUCACGAAAUCAAAAGCUCUAAAAGUCGGCUUCGACGCCUUACGAGUCGCCGGAGUGCGAGGCGUACACGUGACCGUGUUCUGGGGGAUCGUGGAAAACGAACCGCAGGUGUACGAUUGGCAAGCGUACGAGGAGUUGUUUGCAAUUGUGGAUAAAGUGGGCGAGUUGGAAGUCUCCGUGGAGUUUGCGUUUCACGCGAGAGAGUGCGGCGGUAACGACGGGGACGGGUGCACCGCGAGCUUACCGGUUUGGGUGCACGAAAUUGCGAGCAGAGAAGGAAAAGAAGGGAACCCGGAGUUGUUUUACAUGGACCAAUCUGGUUUAAGAGAAAACGCGGUUAUAAGUUUGUUCGCCGAAGGCGACGAGAGUUUGUUACCGACCGGGGACGGGAAGACGUUUCGAUCGGCCAAUCAGUGCUACGAGGAGUUUAUGGCGAGUUUUGUGAACACGUUCGAAAAGUAUUUCGCGAACGGGACGAUUACGACGGCGACGAUUGGGGCCGGGCCGAACGGGGAGUUGAGGUACCCGGCGUUUCCGGAAGACGUGUGGGUGUUCCCGGGGGUCGGGAGUUUCCAAGUGAACGAUAAGUACGCGUUAAAAGCGUUGCAAGAGUACGCCAACGAGAGAAAUUGUAGCGAUUGGGGGAAAUCUGGACCGCACGAUGCCGGAGAAGUGAACGAUUUCGGCCCGGUUUCGCACUUUUUCCAAGACAACGGAUCGUGGAGGACGGAUUACGGACAAUUUUUUCUCACGUUUUACCACGACCAGUUGAUGAAACACGGGGAACGAAUGUUACAAAGCGCAAACAGAGCUAUUCGAGAGAAAUAUUCAGACGUAGCUCUCGAAAUGCGGUUACCGAACACGUACUGGUGGAACCACUGCGAGUCUAGGCCGGCGCAAGCGACGAGCGGGUACCCGCGGUUUACCGACCAGUCUCGCGACGCGUACGACGAAGCCAUGGCGAUGUUGUUCCGAAACAACGCGCACGCGAGCGUUCAAGGCGGUGAACUCGGAGACGAGCGGAUUGCAAACGAAAACACGACCAACGCGCAAGCUAAUCCGGAGAAAUCCGUGUCGUACGUCAAACAAGCCGCGUCGAGAAAACACGUGGAAUAUACCUUAGAAACCGAAGCCUUGGACGAUUUCUCGGACGAAAGCUUCCGACGCUUAUACGCGCACGGCAUGGGCGUGGACGCGGUGUGCGAAGCCAACUGCGAAUCGAUCUUCGCGGAAGAUUGUACCUUGGGCGAUUGCUCCAUCGCAAAGAGAACCGUCGUCGGCGUCAUCGGCUCGGAAAUGUUCGAGAAGGAAAACUGGAAACGGUUGUGCAUGUUCCAGCAAAGCAUGGCUGGUUUUAGCGCUUGGGAGUUGAACAAAAAAGACUUUCAGGAGGAGGAAGAACAACAACAAAACAGACAUCUCUUCGAGGAAUUAGAAGAUGAAGGAAAGGAGAGUGGUUUCGUUCUCGAGAGAGUCGAACAAUCGAACCGAACCGCCAGCCGAUAA
Bathycoccus prasinos is the source of this 1902-nucleotide messenger RNA. RefSeq names its product beta-amylase. The transcript has a single exon. Bases 1 to 1902 code for a protein of 633 amino acids. The record is from RefSeq and is a predicted model, not a curated record. Gene Ontology annotation, molecular function: beta-amylase activity. Lineage: Eukaryota; Viridiplantae; Chlorophyta; Mamiellophyceae; Mamiellales; Bathycoccaceae. Gene Ontology annotation, biological process: polysaccharide catabolic process.